Messenger RNA from Oenanthe melanoleuca, 1018 nucleotides. It is a transcript of the gene BDH2, whose product is annotated as 3-hydroxybutyrate dehydrogenase 2. Gene Ontology annotation, cellular component: cytoplasm. NCBI's taxonomy places the organism in Eukaryota, Metazoa, Chordata, Aves, Passeriformes, Muscicapidae. Gene Ontology annotation, molecular function: 3-hydroxybutyrate dehydrogenase activity. The transcript has 10 exons. The coding region runs from base 100 to 837 and encodes 245 amino acids. The record is from RefSeq and is a predicted model, not a curated record. Gene Ontology annotation, biological process: siderophore biosynthetic process.
CCACAAGCACGGUAAAAAAAAAAAAACAACUCUAGAACUUCCUUUUAUACAAGGGUCGGUAAAUAUAACACAGCUGUUUGAGGUCUCUUGGUUGGCACCAUGGGGCGGCUGGAUGGGAAGAUCAUCCUGUUGUCUGCAGCAGCACAGGGCAUCGGCCGAGCAGCUGCGAUUGCUUUUGCUAAAGAAGGAGCCAAAGUCAUUGCUACAGACAUCAAUGAGUCUAAACUGCAAGAACUGGGGAAAUACCCAGGCAUUCAAAUACGGGUUCUGGAUGUCACCAAAAAGGAGCAGAUAGAAAAUCUGGCCAAGGAGAUUGAAAAGAUUGACGUCCUCUGUAACAUUGCAGGGUUUGUUCAUCAUGGAACCAUUCUGGAGUGUGAGGAGCAAGACUGGGACUUCACGAUGAACCUCAACGUUCGCAGCAUGUAUCUAAUGAUCAAGACAUUCCUUCCAAAGAUGCUUAAACAGAAAUCUGGAAAUAUUAUAAAUAUGUCUUCUGUGGCAUCCAGCAUCAAAGGAGUUGUGAACAGGUGUGUCUACAGUACUUCAAAGGCAGCAGUUAUUGGGCUGACAAAGGCUGUGGCUGCUGAUUUCAUUGAACAAGGCAUCAGAUGCAACUGCAUAUGUCCCGGGACUGUGGACACACCAUCUUUACAAGAAAGAAUCCAAGCCCGACCUAACCCAGAACAGGCAUUGAAAGACUUUCUAGCCAGACAGAAGACUGGCAGAAUGGCUACUGCUGAAGAAGUGGCCCAUCUCUUUGUGUACUUGGCCUCUGAUGAAUCUGCCUAUGUGACUGGUAAUGAACUAAUCAUCGAUGGAGGAUGGAGCUUGUGAUUGACUCUACCUGCAAAUGGAAAUUCACACUAUCAUGGGCAAAAAAAUAAGGAUGGUGUUUCUUGCAAAGAUUGAGAUCAUGCAUGUAAUGUCUUUCCAAACAAAUUUUCUGCUCUCUCUCUCUAGAUUGAUCUUGCUGAUUAACUUUUCCUUAAAUAGAGAAACAUUGCAGUAAAACAUA